AUGGAGGUCAGAGCUUCUUUACAGAAGGUUAGUGGGUCAUCUGAUUCUGUGACUACACUGAACAGUGAAGACUUUGUUUUGGUUCCUCAGCAUGCAGAUGAUACUUCUACAAAAGAUGAUGAAAAACCUCAACUGAAGAUAGUUUCUAAUGGUGAUGAGCAAUUGGAGAAAGCCAUGGAAGAGAUUUUGAGAGAUUCUGAAAAAGGGCAAAGCAGUCUUCUUGUUGGCUAUCAGAAUUCCAGUGGGAUUUUACACCAUUCAUUUGGAGAUGUUUCAGCCAGCCAAACAAAUAAGCCAUCUCUUCAAUUAAUUUUGGAUCCAUCUAAUACAGAAAUUUCUACACCCAGGCCAUCUUCUCCAGGCGAACUAACUGAAGAAGAUAGUGUUUUAUUUAACAAACUGACCUACUUAGGCUGUAUGAAGGUUUCUUCCCCACGUAAUGAAGUGGAGGCUUUACGGGCAAUGGCAACUAUGAAAUCUUCCAGUCAAUACCCCUUUCCUGUUACUCUGUAUGUGCCAAAUGUCCCAGAAGGUUCUGUGAGAAUCAUAGAGCAGUCCAGCAAUGUGGAGAUAGCAUCUUUUCCAAUCUAUAAGGUGUUAUUCUGUGCACGUGGACAUGAUGGGACAACAGAGAGUGAUUGCUUUGCAUUUACAGAGAGUUCCCAUGGUUCAGAAGAAUUUCAGAUACAUGUUUUCUCCUGUGAAAUUAAAGAGGCAGUAAGCAGAAUUUUAUAUAGUUUCUGUACAGCAUUCAAACGUUCUUCUAGACAAGUAUCUGAUGUUAAAGACUUGGUUAUUCCUACCCCUGACAGUGAUGUGUUUACCUUCAGUGUUUCAUUGGAGGUAAAAGAAGAUGAUGGAAAAGGAAACUUUAGUCCUGUGCCGAAGGACAGAGAUAAAUUUUAUUUCAAAUUAAAACAAGGAAUAGAGAAGAAGGUUGUGAUUACAGUGCAGCAACUUUCUAACAAAGAAUUAGCUAUUGAAAGAUGUUUUGGAAUGUUGUUAAGCCCAGGUCGAAAUGUGAAGAACAGUGACAUGCAUUUGCUGGAUAUGGAAUCCAUGGGAAAAAGCAAUGACGGGAGAGCUUAUGUUAUCACUGGCAUGUGGAACCCGAAUGCACCAAUAUUUCUGGCACUUAAUGAAGAGACACCAAAAGAUAAACGAGUAUACAUGACUGUGGCUGUGGAUAUGGUGGUCACAGAGGUGGUGGAGCCUGUCCGCUUUCUCCUGGAGACAGUAGUUCGUGUGUACCCUGCAAAUGAACGAUUUUGGUAUUUCAGCAGAAAGUCUUUCACAGAAACGUUCUUCAUGAGGUUGAAACAGUCUGAGGGAAAAGGCCAUACCAAUGCUGGAGAUGCAAUAUAUGAGGUGGUGAGUCUACAGCGAGAGUCUGAGAAGGAGGAACCAAUCACUCCUACUAGUGGAGGGGGGCCAAUGUCACCCCAGGAGGAUGAACCAGAAGAGGAGAGUGAUAAUGAACUCUCAAGUGGAACAGGUGAUGUGUCUAAGGAUUGUCCUGAGAAGAUCCUAUAUUCUUGGGGAGAAUUGCUAGGAAGAUGGCACAAUAACCUUGGUGCACGGCCAAAAGGGCUAUCCACGCUAGUGAAGAGUGGUGUCCCUGAAGCAUUGAGGGCAGAGGUAUGGCAGUUGUUAGCAGGCUGCCAUGACAACCAGGCAAUGCUGGAUAGAUACCGAAUUCUUAUCACAAAGGACUCAGCCCAGGAGAGUGUUAUUACUCGAGAUAUUCAUCGUACGUUUCCUGCACAUGAUUACUUUAAAGAUACUGGAGGAGAUGGUCAGGAAUCUCUCUACAAGAUCUGCAAGGCCUACUCUGUAUAUGAUGAAGACAUUGGGUACUGUCAAGGACAGUCAUUUCUUGCUGCUGUGUUGCUGCUGCAUAUGCCAGAAGAACAAGCAUUCUGUGUUUUGGUGAAAAUCAUGUAUGACUAUGGUUUACGAGACCUCUACAAAAAUAACUUUGAAGAUCUUCAUUGCAAAUUCUAUCAGUUGGAGAGACUAAUGCAGGAGCAGUUACCCGACCUGCACAGCCAUUUUUGUGAUCUGAACCUGGAAGCUCAUAUGUAUGCAUCCCAGUGGUUUCUCACUCUUUUCACUGCCAAGUUUCCUCUCUGCAUGGUCUUCCACAUCAUUGACUUACUGCUUUGUGAGGGUUUGAACAUAAUCUUUCAUGUAGCCUUGGCUCUCCUAAAGACCUCAAAGGAAGAUCUUCUGCAAGCUGAUUUUGAAGGUGCUUUAAAGUUCUUCAGAGUUCAGCUUCCUAAGAGAUACAGGGCAGAGGAAAAUGCAAGAAGAUUGAUGGAGCAGGCAUGCAACAUUAAGGUACCGACCAAGAAGUUGAAGAAAUAUGAGAAAGAGUAUCAGACAAUGCGAGAGAGUCAGCUGCAGCAGGAAGACCCCAUGGAUAGAUACAAGAGGGAGAACCGGAGAUUACAGGAAGCCAGCAUGAGGUUGGAGCAAGAAAAUGAUGACCUUGCCCAUGAACUUGUAACCAGCAAAAUCGCUCUGCGAAAUGACUUGGACCAGGCAGAAGACAAGGCCGAUGUGUUGAAUAAGGAACUCCUCCUGACCAAACAGAGGCUGGUAGAGACUGAGGAAGAGAAGAGAAAGCAAGAGGAAGAGACUGCCCAGCUAAAAGAGGUCUUCAGGAAACAGCUGGAGAAGGCAGAAUAUGAAAUAAAGAAAACUACAGCUAUCAUUGCCGAGUAUAAACAGAUCUGUUCCCAGUUAAGUACUAGGCUGGAGAAACAGCAGACAGCCAGCAAGGAGGAGCUGGAAGUGGUAAAGGGUAAAAUGAUGGCGUGCAAACACUGCAGUGACAUUUUCAGCAAAGAGGGUGCUCUGAAACUCGCAGCCAUAAGCAGAGAGAACCAGGGAAUUGAAACAGACGAUGAGAAGGACUUGCUUAAGAAGCAGCUGAGGGAGAUGGAGCUGGAAUUGGCACAAACCAAACUGCAAUUGGUGGAGGCCAAGUGUAAAAUCCAGGAACUUGAACACCAGAGAGGAGCCCUUAUGAAUGAAAUCCAAGCUGCAAAAAACUCUUGGUUUAGCAAAACCCUGAACUCGAUCAAAACAGCCACAGGCACCCAGCCACUGCAGCCACCACAGGCCACCCAGCCACCGAAGGAGAGCACAUAGUUCCAGCUCCACCCAAGCACAAGAGCACAAUGAUCAAAGCAACGGGAGCCCAGAGGAGUCCUGCUGGUGUCCCUCUGAAGGGAAGUAAAGGAGGCCAGAGAGCCAGCCAGAAUCUUUCAGUAGCUCUCACUCUUUCUUGUAUGACACUUUUCAGAGGGACAUUAUUUAAAUUCACCUGAUGUAUGUUGAAUACCUGUUUUCCAGCUUCUUCAUGGAAGGCCAUGUUCAAAUACUUCAUAGUGUUACACAUUAUUUUACAUGCCUGGAUGUUUAGUUGGAAAUAAGUAAUUCAGAACCAGAUGCUUUUUGUUUAGAACUAAUUAUUCGUACUUAUUUUUAUCUUACACAAAAAUGGAGAUGUCUCUUCAAGGCUGAAAUGAUAAGAAGAUCUUGGUCGUGGCCAAAAAUACAAAAACAAGAUUGAAACCUAAGCCUCUUUCUUAAUUUUUCAGGAGUUAUUCAAAUAAAGCACAUCUCGGGGCUGGUCAUGACCACUUUCGGGUUCCCACCUGACAGUGACUCCCAGGGUAGGGAUUUUCCUGUCAAACUGAACAGACCCCAAAAAAGGAUGGGAUGUUUUCGUUUUCUGUGGGGUAUAUCUGGAAACGAAGUGCCACGGGCCUUGGAAUAGAUGGG
Orycteropus afer afer is the source of this 3792-nucleotide messenger RNA. It is a transcript of the gene RABGAP1L, whose product is annotated as RAB GTPase activating protein 1 like. NCBI's taxonomy places the organism in Eukaryota, Metazoa, Chordata, Mammalia, Tubulidentata, Orycteropodidae. The record is from RefSeq and is a predicted model, not a curated record.